Molecule: messenger RNA, 1008 nt
Organism: Adineta steineri
Lineage: Eukaryota; Metazoa; Rotifera; Eurotatoria; Adinetida; Adinetidae
Source: the annotation of a GenBank genome assembly
AUGGUUGACAUGAUGUCUAGUCCAGCUCGUCCAAUGGAUCUUGAUGAACAUAAUUAUUUUCCAUGUCGACCAACACCAGACAAUUAUCCCUCACCCAUAACUAAGAUGACUGUGUCACAAGAUUAUCAUUUUUAUCAAACUCCACCAUUAUUUCGUAUUGUACAUAAUCCAUUUGAUCCACCAACAUCAGCUCAUCUUAAACAACGUCUUGCUAGUCCAAGUAUAUUUCGUGUACUUUCACAGUCUGAAGAUACUGAUAAAACAAGUACAAUAACUUCUGUUUUCGAUUGGUCCAUUGAACAAUUAUCAGAGAUACAUCCGAAAAAGUUUUCAGAUGAAAAUCGUAUCCAAAUUGAUGCUGCUCUAUUUGAUGAGAAUUUAAUGCAACGUUAUCAACGAGCUGCAAAUGAGUUUUGUUCAAGUAAACUUCACUUACCAACACCAGCUCCACCUAAUAAUCAACAAGAAAAAGGUUUAACAACCGACGGAUAUGGAUAUUAUUGUGGAACAUCAACACUACAUCCAAUGACAUCGCCAUUUCCUCAUUUCGAUAUUAAAACAACAACAGCAUCACUAUUUCAACGAGAUACUCAAAAUCGACCACCUGUUGAUUUUGAUUCAUGUAUGAUGGAACAAUGUAAUGAAAUACAAAACAUAUCACUUGAUACAAGUUUUAAUAAUACAAAUCAAUCAUCUCAUUCAUCUCGUUUAUCGAAUAGUGUUGGACAAAAUAAUGUAUCAUUUCUUAAACGACGUUUAUUUGAAGAUGAAGAUGAUGAUGAUGUUAACUUACUUCCUGAAGAUGAUGAUCAACAAUAUGGACAAGUUUCAAAUAAUAUUACAAGUACACAAAGACCUAAAUCACCACCUCGGUGUGAUAGUGAAACAGAAGAUGAUCAUCGUAUAUCAAGCCCGUCUCAUCGACUUAUCAAACCAGAAACUAUAUCUCCAAUAUUAACAUCAUCAUUUCUCUUCGAUGCCGAUUGUUCACCGAUAAAAAAAGAUUAA